UUCCUUACGGAGCGUCCAUCCACGUCAUCAUGCGAAGGCCGUGGGCCUACAGAUUUCGAUUGGCAUAAUGACCAGAACAAAAAAUGGGUUAAAACCUAUAAGAGGGAAAACAUUGCCAUUAAAUGUUGAACCCCUGUGGUCAUCAAAACACAUUUUGCCAGCUGCUAUAAAAAAACAGCAAAAUUUUAAUCAAGACACGAUGUACAAUGGAGAAUAUGUCCUGGUCUAUCCUGAUGGCUCUCAGGUUCAAAAUAUACCAGGCACAGACAGACCUUUUGUCCUUGAACAUUAUAAAGAGGCCAUUGGAAAAGCUUACCAGAGGAUCGUACUGUACAUCUGCCCCCUUCAGGAUUUGAGUCAUGGAGAUGACUCAUCUUCAGAAUCCGAUGAUGAAGCAUUUGCUAGGCUUCCAAUGAAAAUGUCACCAAAACAAUGUCCACCAACAAUGUCCAGGGCAUCUGAUGGGCAAGCCAACGGAGCAGGAGCAGGACCCAAAAACACCACAUCAUGUGACUUCUACAACACAUAUACCAAGAUCUAUGCACCAGUUGUCAUUGACAGCAGUUGCUCUGAUGUUGAGGAAGUAGAGAAUUUUCAGGAGGAAGACAGAGACGCAGAUAUUGGACUGACGGCUGCAGACAUUCUGUCAAAUCUGUCACACAACAUAAACACAAAAAGCUGUAGCAGGUUAAAUAUAAACCGUGCUAAUGUCUGGGAUGGUGCUCUGAGGGGAUUCAAACGUUCCUCAUUUGACCCCACCUGUAGCCUUUUGGUCAAAUUCACUGAUGACAUCGGGCAAACAGAGGAGGCUGUGGACACAGGAGGGCCCACUGGGAAUUUCUGA
Messenger RNA from Perca fluviatilis (European perch), 844 nucleotides. RefSeq lists its product as uncharacterized. The coding region runs from base 68 to 844 and encodes 258 amino acids. The transcript is spliced from 7 exons. Lineage: Eukaryota; Metazoa; Chordata; Actinopteri; Perciformes; Percidae. The record is from RefSeq and is a predicted model, not a curated record.